UAAAGGUUUUGUUUGUUUGUUUGUUUUUUGUUUUGUUUUUUUGUAUUUAUUUUACUCAAGGAGAGCAGAUAUUCUUCACAAAAACUUUCAGCCUUUAUACUCUGUGAAGAAGGAAGACCAGCGAAGCUGUACUAUGGUGGGAAUGAAGUAAUGGCCGGCUGCAAAUCGGUAAGCUAGAGUGCAAAGGCCGGAACGGUUGUCGCCAUCUAUGAGCGGCGGCAGCAACCAGUUGUCUUGUUGCCGAGGCUGGAAAGGUUGCCACGAUCUAUGAGCGACGGAUGCAAGCAGACAACCGGCAAGCACAACACUCUGGACAGCUACUGCCAUCUAUGAGCGACGGCGGCAACCAGUGUUGUGUCGACAUUUGUUUGGUACCAGAUACAAUCCUGGGGAACCAACAGCUCCGCUGUAAAAAUAGUAAAGGUAGCACUCCUCUCAGGACACUUAGUUCCCUAAGAAAUGUAAUUCCUCAUUUCUUUUCAGUAAUAGAAAGCUACAAGGAAUAGGUGUACAGGGCAGCGUAACUUGAGGAGAAAGCACAACUGAGCCUUUGGAGACAGAACAGAACAGAGGUCAUAAAUUAUCAGAUUAAUAUAUUGAUGAGCAGUGUAGUUUGUGCAUGAACUGCAUCGUAAAGCACAAUAAAAUUUAAAGUAAUUGCUGGAGCUGAUGGACGACAUAAUAGAAAGUUAAUUAGAUAUGCAGUUUUAGAUAGCAUAUAAGAGCACGAGUUUAAUCUGUCAAUAUAUGGCGACACUGUUGCACGCCAUAGACGAGAUAUUUAGCAAGUGCAGAGUGCUGACCUGUGAUCUUUACCAUGAUAUGUGACCCCACACUUGUACACUCCUCGUCAAGAUCAAAACUCGGGGGGGGUGGGGGGGGGGGGGGGGGGGGGGGGGGGGGAAGGGGAGGAGGUGGAGGAGAGAUUGCCUUGGGUUUUGCAGACCAAGCUUUUGCUCCAUGUGCUCCGACCCUUCAGUGUCGCAUUGUUUCAAGACUGCACAUACAUUCCUCAAAGCAAAGGGAUGACAUAGUUGAAUUUUGCAUGGUAUAGAACAGUAAACCGAGUUUUAUGCCACAGUUUAUGAGGUCUCUGGAUAUGUUAAUGCAGAGUUGAAGCCAGUGUGCUAUAAAUUUCGUUAUAUAUAAAAAGCUUAAUUUUUUUUCUGUAAUCACUUUCCGUGGGAAUCAUGAAAAGCUCAUUGAUGUCAUAGGUUCCGAAUUUGAGGUGUCGGGAAACUUGUUGCCAUGUUUGCCUUACUUCAAAUAUUCGGUUUGUGGUGAUAGAAACACCUCUUUAUGGAGUUUUUAGCUUUCCUGAAAUACUGCAUGUUACGGAGUGUGAAGGAUAAAUAUAUGGCAUGUUAGGAGCUUUGCGAUCGAAGUGUUUAAUUCUUGGAAAGGUUAUUGAAAUGGAUUUUGGAACAAAUUGACAAAACAAGCAGAGCCCCCAGCAAGGACCACGACCAUGGGACGAUCCAGAUAUGUAUUAGAUAUGAAAAGGUCACAGUAAUCUUGCAAGAUUACAAUUCUUGCUCUAACAUUUGAGUUCGAAUUGAUAUUUAGCAGUACUAUUUAUUAGGCUACUCUGGUUCUUUGAAGCGAUCCAAUGCCUCAUGGCGCCCCACCUAACCGCCGUGCUCUAAAGUUUGUUUUAAGAUUUUAGGGGGAUAUAUAAUGCAGGCAUAAAAUGAAGCAGAGCGUACGGGAUAUGGUAGUUUUACUUUAAAAUUUCAACCACGUUCGUCAUCCUCCACAUGCAAAUUAACGAAUGAACGGACAACCGGAUGGAUUAUGGCGUCGUGAGCAUGUCGUAUGUGCAGUAAUGAGUCAUUGGGUGUGGCCCACGUUUCCAUCUUUCCUGUCUGGCCCCGUUUUGUCUUGCCGGGUGAGAUUCGUACACUGGUUCAUGAUUGGGCUAAUAUAGCUUAUUUGGCAAGUGAAGAACUUCGACUUGCGGAAUAAAAGGAAAGUCGAGCCGGCGCCCAGCCAGCAUGCUAUGCCUGCCAGUAAAUUAAUUCAAUACAUGCGUCACGAAACCAGUAUACGUAUGCAGAGGGGAAGCCUUGGCGCCGGAUGCGAAGUUUGGACGAAGAUUUGGCCAUUUUUUUAACGCCGGCAGCACUCAGACGGUGCGACAGAUUUUGAAUGAACAAUUAAAGGGCGUUGCCCCUUCGACCUGGUACCCGCCUGCCUCUCCCGCGGCGCCAGAUCAAGAGCGUAGGAUUUUCUGCGUAACGCGGGCUCUUGAGGAACUACCGCGAGCAAAAGUAGUUCGCAAUAACCGUGCGACAAUCGUUAUGAAUACAAUUUUUAACCCAGCUGUAACGGGCGCAUAACUAUAACAGAAGUGUUUCAUAUGGAUGGUGAUUUCUUCGUGGCUUUCUAAGUGUGUUAAAUGAAAGGUAUUAAUUUGAAAAGAAAUAUCGCUCCGACGCAUGCGCCACUUGCGGCGCGACGCCGGCGACGCUAUAAAAACGGCGACGCCGAGCGGACUACUUCAUUCUCGUCUGUUUGCGUCGUGGUUCGUUGUUUACCCGGUGUCAACAGACCACCCCUUCCUCCUCGAUUUUUGCUCCACCCUUGAGCCCAUCUCAGUACGAUGAGGGAGUGCAUAUCUGUCCACGUCGGGCAAGCCGGAGUGCAGAUCGGUAAUGCCUGCUGGGAGCUCUACUGCCUGGAGCACGGCAUCCAGCCUGACGGCCAGAUGCCCAGCGACAAGACCAUUGGGGGAGGCGACGACUCCUUCAACACUUUCUUCAGUGAGACCGGUGCAGGCAAGCACGUGCCGCGGGCGGUCUACGUGGACCUUGAGCCCACCGUUGUGGACGAGGUGCGCACCGGCACCUACAGGCAGUUGUUCCACCCGGAGCAGUUAAUCACGGGCAAGGAGGAUGCAGCCAACAACUACGCCAGAGGCCACUACACGAUUGGCAAGGAGAUUGUGGACCUGGUGCUGGACCGGAUCAGGAAGCUGGCAGACCAGUGUACAGGCCUGCAGGGCUUCCUCAUCUUCCACAGCUUUGGGGGUGGCACCGGCUCGGGCUUCACCUCCCUCCUCAUGGAGCGCCUCUCUGUGGACUACGGCAAGAAGUCCAAGCUCGAGUUUGCCAUCUACCCCGCCCCACAGGUUUCUACUGCUGUAGUGGAGCCCUACAACUCCAUCCUCACCACCCACACAACCCUGGAGCACUCUGACUGUGCCUUCAUGGUCGACAACGAAGCCAUCUUUGACAUCUGCCGCCGUAACCUGGAUAUCGAGCGCCCCACCUACACAAACCUGAACAGGCUCAUCGGUCAGAUUGUGUCUUCAAUCACUGCUUCUUUGCGCUUCGACGGCGCCCUCAAUGUGGACCUGACAGAGUUCCAGACCAACCUAGUGCCGUACCCCCGCAUCCACUUCCCGCUGGUCACGUAUGCCCCGGUCAUCUCCGCGGAGAAGGCCUACCACGAGCAGUUGACCGUCUCGGAAAUCACCAACUCGUGCUUUGAGCCGGUCAACCAGAUGGUGAAGUGCGACCCCCGCCACGGCAAGUACAUGGCCUGCUGCCUCCUGUACCGGGGAGACGUGGUGCCCAAGGAUGUGAACGCAGCCAUUGCGGCCAUCAAGACCAAGAGGAGCAUCCAGUUCGUGGACUGGUGCCCCACAGGCUUCAAGGUCGGCAUCAACUACCAGCCCCCGACCGUGGUUCCCGGCGGCGACCUGGCCAAGGUGCAGCGUGCGGUGUGCAUGCUCUCCAACACGACGGCCAUUGCCGAGGCUUGGGCCCGCCUGGACCACAAGUUCGACCUGAUGUAUGCCAAGAGGGCCUUUGUGCACUGGUACGUCGGUGAAGGCAUGGAGGAAGGCGAAUUCUCGGAGGCCAGGGAGGACUUGGCUGCCCUAGAGAAGGACUACGAGGAAGUGGGCAUCGACUCUGCUGAGGGGGCCGAAGACGAUGGUGGAGAGGAGUUCUAAGUUGCGCUAUUGUUUGCCCUCCUGCCCUGGGCCUUGGAAUAAAAGGGGCAGUUCAGAACA
Messenger RNA from Ixodes scapularis (black-legged tick), 4018 nucleotides. Its product is annotated as tubulin alpha chain. NCBI's taxonomy places the organism in Eukaryota, Metazoa, Arthropoda, Arachnida, Ixodida, Ixodidae. Gene Ontology annotation, cellular component: microtubule; cytoplasm. The record is from RefSeq and is a predicted model, not a curated record. Gene Ontology annotation, biological process: mitotic cell cycle; microtubule cytoskeleton organization. The transcript has 5 exons. Gene Ontology annotation, molecular function: structural constituent of cytoskeleton; GTP binding. Bases 2603 to 3958 code for a protein of 451 amino acids.